Rodentolepis nana is the source of this 291-nucleotide messenger RNA. The record is from the annotation of a GenBank genome assembly. NCBI's taxonomy places the organism in Eukaryota, Metazoa, Platyhelminthes, Cestoda, Cyclophyllidea, Hymenolepididae.
AUGCUUACUCGUGAAGAUGGUGUGAUGAAACAAGAGACCAAUGCAAAAGCCUUUCAGAACUUUGCAACAAGUACCAAACAAUCAGAUGCAACGAAAUCGGUGACUACUACAGAUCAAAUUGAAGCCGAGAGACCUUGGACCCGGGCUGAACAAAGUGCCUUGGAAGCAGCCUUGCGUUCAAAUCCAGCUAACCCUUGUGAACAUCCUGCAGUUCGUUGGCAAAAAAUUGCAAAUGUGGUGGGCACACGUACUAGCAAGGAGUGUCUUCAACGGUACAAAAUACUUCGUUGA